CCAGAUGAUUUGUAAAAAUAUUUCUCCUGACUUGAAAUGGAUGAUUCAGAUAUUUCUCCAAACUUGUACAGAUAUUUCCAGAUUAUUAGUAAAGAUAAAACAAAAGCAAAAGCAAAAGGAAGUUAUUCAGACUUAACAGCUGAAAUAAGCAUAGUUUACCCAUGGAUAUCCAACGGAAAGAGGUCGCCCGGCAUCAUGAAAAAAACGGUGGACGUAAAGAGGCGGUGAAAUUGAACCCUUCAGAGCCUGCAGCGCACCCAUAUCGCAUACAAAUUCAAAACGCAAAAUUCUCAGUGCCAAACCGAUUUAAUAGCACAAGAACUGGAGGGCUGAGGAGGGGCGUCGACGUCGCCGGUGACACCGGGCCAAUCGUGGCAGAGACAGUGUUGACCUUCGGGUAUGCGCUUGUAAACGGAAGGAACAUGCCUUCCGCAGCCGCCCCAGCUGCUCUUUCCGCAGGUGGAGCACUUCACUUCGUAGAACAUCGUGUUGAAUUCGAGUUCCAGCCUGAGGAAGGAACCAGAUUUGGCUGUGAGUGUGCAAUCUCAACUCCUGGAAGGGAUGAAUCUAGUCUAGUAUUAUUUAUAAAGCCUCAAAAGAUAUCGAGGAGUUCCGGUGAACAACGGUUCCUACCACCGUUCAUCCGACAGCGUUCCCAAUGUCGGAAAGUCUAGAAAUUAUCUAAGGGAAAGAUCCCCUCGACUGACUUCCAUUUUGUAGGAAUGAAUUUCUCUGUUCAAUUCGUUACUCCUGGUAUUUUCUCCAAAUUUGACAAAAGCAAGACUCUUUUUUGUUCUUAUUAUUAUUAAUAAUUUUUUUUU
Messenger RNA from Rubroshorea leprosula, 821 nucleotides. Lineage: Eukaryota; Viridiplantae; Streptophyta; Magnoliopsida; Malvales; Dipterocarpaceae. The record is from the annotation of a GenBank genome assembly.